Molecule: messenger RNA, 1134 nt
Organism: Monopterus albus (swamp eel)
Lineage: Eukaryota; Metazoa; Chordata; Actinopteri; Synbranchiformes; Synbranchidae
Product: extracellular calcium-sensing receptor-like
Exons: 4
Biological process (GO): G protein-coupled receptor signaling pathway
Cellular component (GO): plasma membrane
Molecular function (GO): G protein-coupled receptor activity
Source: RefSeq, a predicted model, not a curated record
UUUGUCACAGUUGGUCUUUAUGAUACAUCUUUAUCUGCAGACAAACAGCUGAGUCUGCAAAAUAAGUCUUUAUUUUGGGCACAGAACUCACAACAGGUGCCUGCAUCAGUUUGCAAUGUGAAAUGUCCCCCAUGAACUCGCAAGGUUCUCCAGAAAGGAAAACCUGUCUGCUGCUAUGACUGUAUCAGAUGUGCAGAGGGAGAAAUAAGCAACAUGACAGAUUCUAUCACUUGUAAGCGAUGUCACCCUGAGUCCUGGUCAAAUAAGAGAAGAGAUGCCUGUGUAAAGAAGGAGGCAGAGUUUCUAUCAUAUGAAGAAAUUAUGGGAGUACUGCUCACUGCAGCGGCCUUAUUGGGAACAUGCAUGACUGCUGUUGUGGCAGCCAUUUUCUUCAGAUACAGGACAACUCCUAUUGUCAGGGUCAACAACUCUGAGCUGAGCUUCCUGCUGCUCUUCUCCUUGACUCUGUGUUUCCUGUGUUCUCUGACCUUCAUCGGCCGGCCCUCUGAGUGGUCCUGUAUGCUGCGACACACAUCAUUCGGCAUCACCUUUGUCCUCUGUAUCUCUUGUGUUCUGGGGAAAACUAUAGUGGUGUUAAUGGCCUUCAGGGCUACACUUCCAGGCAGUAAUGUGAUGAAAUGGUUUGGGCCCGCACAGCAGAGACUCAGCGUUCUGGCUUUCACUCUCAUACAGGCUGUUAUAUGUAUCCUCUGGUUAACUAUUUCUCCUCCUUUUCCAUUUAAGAAUUUUACCCAGUUCAAGGACAAAAUCAUCUUAGAGUGUGCUCUGGGAUCAGCUGUGGGCUUCUGGGCUGUACUUGGGUAUAUAGGCCUUCUGGCCAUCUUAUGUUUUAUUCUGGCUUUUCUGGCUCGGAAACUGCCUGAUAACUUCAAUGAGGCCAAACUGAUCACCUUCAGCAUGCUGAUAUUCUGUGCAGUCUGGAUGACUUUUAUUCCAGCAUAUGUCAGCUCUCCUGGGAAGUUCAGUGUUGCUGUAGAGAUAUUUGCUAUUCUGGCCUCCAGUUUUGGACUGCUCAUUUGUAUUUUCAUUCCAAAAUGUUAUAUUAUUUUACUGAAGCCAGAGAAGAAUACAAAGAAGAAUAUGAUGGAGAAGGGGGCAUCAAAAUCAUUCUGA